Pseudophryne corroboree (corroboree frog) is the source of this 3083-nucleotide messenger RNA. RefSeq names its product Rh associated glycoprotein (gene RHAG). The record is from RefSeq and is a predicted model, not a curated record. Gene Ontology annotation, molecular function: ammonium channel activity. The transcript is spliced from 8 exons. The coding region runs from base 1 to 942 and encodes 313 amino acids. Gene Ontology annotation, biological process: ammonium homeostasis; ammonium transmembrane transport. Gene Ontology annotation, cellular component: plasma membrane. NCBI's taxonomy places the organism in Eukaryota, Metazoa, Chordata, Amphibia, Anura, Myobatrachidae.
AUGAUAAAUGCUGACUUCAGCACUGCGACGGUGUUAAUUUCAUUUGGCGCUGUGCUGGGGAAGACCAGCCCCGUCCAGAUGUUGAUCAUGGCUGUCCUGGAGAUCUUUGUGUUUGCGUGUAAUGAACAUCUUGUAGCCUUCUUACAGGCUACAGAUGUUGGUGCAUCCAUGAUUAUCCAUGCAUUCGGAGCCUACUUCGGGUUGGCUGUGUCGGCAGUUCUUUAUCGAUCUGGACUGAAAAACGGACAUGAGAACGAAGGAUCCGUCUAUCACUCUGACCUAUUUGCUAUGAUCGGAACCCUCUUUCUGUGGAUGUUUUGGCCAAGUUUCAAUUCUGCCAUUGCUGAACAUGGAGCAGAUCAAGAAAUGGCAAUUAUUAACACUUACUUCUCAUUGGCGGCCUGUGUACUAACUGCAUAUGCCUUCUCCAGCUUGCUAGAACAUAAAGGGAAGUUUGACAUGGUCCACAUUCAGAAUGCCACCCUGGCCGGAGGUGUCGCCGUGGGCACCUGCGCUGAUAUGAAUAUCGGGCCAUUCGGAGCAAUGAUCAUUGGUUUUAUUGCUGGAAUUAUAUCCACUGUGGGAUUUAAGUUUUUGACUCCAAUUGUUGCUUCCAAGCUGAGGAUCCAGGACACAUGCGGUGUGCACAACCUACACGGCCUGCCAGGAAUCUUUGGAGGCAUUGCAGGGAUAGUGGCCACAGCGCUUGGAGCUAAGCCCCAAUAUAGUCCCAUCCUUCAAGGAGCUGCGUUGGCUGCAACGUUUGGCAUCGCUGUUGUUGGAGGAGUGAUUACAGGAUUCAUACUAAAAUUACCUUUCUGGGGGCAACCACCUGACCAGAGCUGCUACGAUGACUCAAUCUACUGGGAAGUUCCUCUAGAAGAGGAUGAACAAGAAAACCAGUAUCAUGGUGAACAUGGAAAGAUCAAGAUGGACGCAUAAACCAGGAACAUCGCUACGGAAUCCUGUCCUCCCCCGAUGUUAUUACUGAUGAGUUUAGUAAAGACUCAAACUGACGUCUGUUUUACAGAGUACCGAUACCUGUAAAGAUAUCAACUAGUAAUUCAUGUAUAAAAGCAUCUUAUAGGGGUUAUGUCCCGGCAAAUGCACCAUGCCUAAUUCAUUAUAGUUCGAGAAUUGGGAAGGUUUAGAACUUUAUUAUAUAUCAAAGAUAUUUUUAGUCUUCCAUUGUUAUUUUUUUGUUUUAGAUUAUAUAUGAUUUAUUUAAGAGAGAGCAUUUUGUUUCUUACAUUAUACAAUAAUACUACAAAACCCCUCACACUUGAAACAAAUUGAAUCUUCCAUUUCUGAUUUCCUAGCGUUAUGUUCCCUCUAGCUGUGCAUGUUGGUUACUGAAUAAUUAUACCCUACAGUGAUGUACCAGGGCACUUCAGCUAUCUGGUCAUAAUGACAAGGGUGCUGCACAGAGGAGUCUGGGAGCUGAGUCUUGGGUGGGUGUUGAGCGCCUCUUUAGGCAAUAGUGCGCCUCGAAAGGCACCCCCACGAUGGAAGCAGGUGACGCCAUGGUAGCAAACGUUCCACAACCUUGCACUUGGGCUCUGUACAGAGGUUCUGGCCUCUCCGCCCUUGGUACGGACCUGCCUGUCUGCCCCCAUGUAGAUAAAACAUUAAAAAAAUAAAAAAAUAAAAAAGAUUCAUGUUAAGAGCUGUGGUUAAAGAGAUACCUGUAAAAAAUUAUUUUUCUUUUUAGUUAUUUUUCUUUUUACUUAUUAGAAUUCCAGAUAGAUCACUGUCCCACUUACUGCUUUUGUACUGUGUCGUUGCCAGUAGGGUUAGAGAGGGGUAACAAAUAAAAAUGGCAAAAACUAAAAAAACAAAACAAAACCUAAGUAUUUAAAAUACAGGCAUGAUUAAUAUAUGCAUUUCUCUGUGUACUAGUGAUUAAUAAUGAUAUAAUGAGCAAAUAUAAGCGACCUUUGUGGCAUAAUUUUAACAUUUGUUUUCCAUCACACAUUUCUUAUUAGUUAUUGAAUAAAGGGGGAAAAUAGCCAUUAAAAUGGACAGUUUGAGGAUAAGAGAGGUUGUGUAUUAUAUAUGGCUAUUCAGUUGUUAUGUUGUAAUAUUUUUUAUUAAUUUGUUGCAUUAAAACAACAUUUAGAAAUGUAAUUUGAAUGCUGUUUGUCUUCCUUGUGUACACGACCGUUACGUCUGAGUUAUUUGUGAACGCUGACCAGGAAAACGAUAAAGAACCUUAAACAUUUCCGUCUCGUUCAGCGCAUCUGUAGAGAAAAGCCAGCCAUUUCUGUUUUAGAUUAAAGAUGAGCAUACUGAAUGCACUUCACUAGCUUUGAGAAGAGAAUAUUAGUUUGAUACAAGUCUCAUUGCCCCGUUUUUACUCGCACCCCAAAGAGAUGAAGAGGAAAUUCAGCCAUGCAAUUGGUAGCGUAAUAGUCAAACAUGUGUGCAGCCGCAUAAUUCCCCCUAAAUAAACUGUGUAAUAAUUCCCCCCAAGGUGUUAUAAAAGUAAAUAAUAUCACAAAACUGAACACUUUUCUACCGUCAAUUAUAAAUCAACAAUACAACGCGGGUGGAGAGUCCGACAGCAUGAAAGGGACUAUUGAUGAAAAUGUGAGGAUAGUACUGGGUGGGAUGCAGUCAAUAAAUCGGCUGUUGGGAUCCCGGCAUUCAGAAGACCGACGCCAGACUCCCGGCAGCCGGUUAAAUACCGACGCCUGGAUUCCCAACAUACGCUCGGUAUUCCCACCCGGUUGGUGGAUCUACAAGUGGGAAUAGAACCUGUGGCGAGCGCAGAGAGCUCACGAGGGGACUCGCUGCCGGGAUUCCGGCAGACAGGAUGCCACUGUCGGUACAGUGACAGCCGGCAUUCCGUCUGCCGGUAUAUCAUAUGUAUUCCUAUUGGAGGAGCACAGUACGAUGAUCGCAGCUCAACGCUAAAUACAAUUAUGUAUGUGAUUUUAUAAGAACCAUGAGACUAUUAGCUAGAGCUGAAUAAUUCCAUGAUAAAAUAGUUCUUUUAACUCAUAACAACCUGUACCUCAAUGCCAAUUUAUGUACAUGUGUUAUUACUUAUCUGUACUAAAUAAACUAAGCUAUUCCUAAAA